AUGGUUGCCUUUGCCGGCGGUGCGAGAACAGAAGAUGCCCAUCUUAUCGACGAUGAGGGUCAGUUGCUGCCCGUGAACGGGAUCGAAGAAUACCUGUUCACCGCCCUUGGCGCGUCUCGCGGCGGCGAUGCGCUGCACCGUGUGGGCAUUACCUAUCACGUUGUGGGUGUUCUUGGUGGGCAGAGCAGUGGGAAAUCGACACUGCUGAAUUGCCUCUUUGGCACCAAAUUUCAAACGAUGGAUGAGACAAAGAGGAGAGGCCAAACAACGAAGGGCGCCUUCAUCUCACGUGCUAAUUUUGAAGUCUUGCGUGGCGACGACGGCGAAAUGGACGCAGGUGCAUCGGCGCUGAUGGAAUCAUGUGCUGGGAAGUCUUUGCCUCUGUUCGUGGUGGACUUUGAGGGUACCGAUGGCUUUGAGCGUGGAGAGGAUCAAAGCUUUGAGCGGCAGCUCUCUCUCUUUGCACUCAGUGUUGCCGAUGUUCUUCUUAUCAACAUGUGGGCUGUUGAUGUGGGUCGUUUUAAUGCAGCCAACAUGAGUCUUUUGCGUACCAUUUUUGAGGUGAACCUGCAGCUGUUUUCACACGACAGCUACACAAAGGAAGAGAAACCGACGCUUCUCGUAGUGCUGCGUGACUUCACAGAGGUCGAGACCAGGACCCACUUCGAAACGGUCCGCAAAUCUUUUGAUAAAAUAUGGGACAACAUAGUGAAACCAGAGGCGUUUAAAAACUCUACCAUUGAUACCCUCUUUGAUCUACGCUACCACGUGCUCCCACACUUCAAACUGCAGCGUGCUGCAUUCGACAAGGAAACGGCGAAGUUUCGUCAAUGGUUUUACUUGUCGACGUGCGACGAAUAUUUGUUUCACACUCGGGGCAUGUUUCGUGGCGUACCCCUUGAUGGAAUUCCGUCCUACCUCUCAAGCUGCUGGGAGAUGAUCCGCAAGAGCAAAGACCUUGACAUUCCAACGCAACGUGAGAUGCUGGCAAGGCACCGUUGCUUGGAGGUGAAAAAACAAAUUCUCCAAUUAUUUACAGAAUUUUGCUCCAAUUAUACGGAACGUUUGCAGCGUGGUGAGCUUGUGACACAUCUCACUUCUUUGCUUGAGCAGGAUGUGGACGAUAAGCUGCGUGAUUUUCACCAACAAACGAGGCUAUACAGGAUAGACAUUGUGCGGAAGACCGAGGCUGAACUUGAAGAGGAGCUCUUGAAGGUGGAGCUGAAGCUAGUUGGCGAAUACGCAAAGUUUAUCUCAUCGAAAGUUCUUGAGGAGCUGGAAACGGCGGUCAGUGGUACCGUUGACGGAGCGUUGCGGUGGUUGUUGCAUCAGGCCCAGUCUAUACCAUUCCUCAGCGCUGAGGCUGGGGAUGCUGGGGGAGGAACGGAACACAUGUCCCACUUGAAGAGUGUUGAAAGAGCGUCUUCCAAUGAUGUUUACAUAACAGACAAUGAAACGUGUAAUGUUCUUGUGCAUAGCUUUUGGAAGAGACUGUGCCGUGCUCUUCAGGCGGAAAUAGAAUUGCUUUAUUGUGACUUUAGCCAGCAGCAUCAACGUCAACGGGAAUCACAAACUUUAAAUUUAUAUGAUCGUUAUGCUUCUUUGGUCGCAGAGGAUCCGGCCUUGCAGGAGGCGAUAGCACACUUUGUGUCGGAUGCGGUAUUUCAGAAAGUCAGUCGCCGUUUUGCCUCAAUGGCUGAGAACGCGGCGGAGACAAUUCAUCAGGCCUUUGAGGGUGUCCUCAACCGUAAUCAGGACGGCACAGUUCGUUUCUUUCAUACAACAAAGGCACUGCAGCGCAUUGAACCUCAGGCGCGCCAAGCUGGGCUAGUUCUCUUGGGCUGCCUGUUGUACUAUCGCGUAAAGGUCGUUGCGGAUCGGGUGGUUUACAAGCUAGAGGAUACUGAUGGACUCAGCCGUGCUGCUGUUCACCUCCUUGGCGAGCGUCGCAAGCUGAUUGUGCGAGAAAACAGCGAGGAACAAAAAUUUUUUCUUCACUAUGCCACCAUUUCGGAGGCUCCGCGGUACCCGAUAGGUGCGCCUGUGGCGGAGACCGAUUCUGCAGACACAUCAGACAACGUUGUAGAUAGGGACUGUGUGUUACUCAGUCAGCAGGCAGUGCAGCGGGCAUUUGACCUUUAUACACAAAAAUGUGAAUUUACCAUGCAACUACAACUUCGCUCCAUUGAAGGCGAGAAACAGAAUUUGCCUGCCUGGGUGCUGCCGGUGUUGUUGCUGUUGGGAUGGAAUGAAAUAUGGUAUGUCCUUUCGUCUCCAGUUCUUCUUGUAGUUGUUGUUAUUAUUGCUGCGGUGUUUUUAAGGGGCUUUUUGUUGACUCAAUGGGCAAUAUUUGAGGAGACAGGGCCCACCUGUGUCGUGGUGGGUGUUCGCGUCGUCGUGCAGCAAAUUCGGAAUAUAUACAAGGCCCUUGUUCCAAUGAUGCCGGACGAUGUUAAGAGUAACGUGGCACGGCACCGUGACCCAGGGAGUUUUUCUGAUGUGACUGCGUCUGCUGUGGGAACAUCAUGGCCUUAUGCUGCUGCCGAACCGACUGUGCUACCGCCCUCUACAACGUCCGCCACUCUCACGCGGCGAUUAAAGAAGGAGGAGGAGGUACCGACCCAGAAAGAGUGA
Messenger RNA from Trypanosoma cruzi, 2634 nucleotides. RefSeq lists its product as uncharacterized. The transcript has a single exon. Gene Ontology annotation, cellular component: endoplasmic reticulum. Gene Ontology annotation, biological process: endoplasmic reticulum membrane fusion. Gene Ontology annotation, molecular function: GTPase activity; GTP binding. The record is from RefSeq and is a predicted model, not a curated record. Lineage: Eukaryota; Euglenozoa; Kinetoplastea; Trypanosomatida; Trypanosomatidae. Bases 1 to 2634 code for a protein of 877 amino acids.